CAUACUUUCUCCCUCCUUGAGCGCAUCAGCCAGCUCUGAUCCAUAGGUGGAAAGCGGAGAGAUCUACACAGACAAGAUCAGAGAAAUGUAACAAUUACGAGUGGAGAGGAGAGCGGAAAAACGGAGGGCGUUUAAGCAAACCGACGGCAUCAAAGUCUACAUUAUUAAGGAGGAUUUGAGGAAACCGCGCGUAUAAUCCGACAUCAGAGGCGGAAUGUGGAUCCAAAUAACUUAUGUUAAUUAGAGAUUUUAACGAAUGUGAUGCGAUUUGAGCGACUCUGAAGCACCGGGAGACAAUUUGGAGAUUGGCCACUUGCAUGUGGUUCUUGGAGACAGUCUGUGCUCACCGCAACUGAUUUUCAGCCUCCACGGUCGUUCGCGUUUAGAGGAGUUGGCUAUCAGCGGUUGUAUCGGACUAGUGUGUGCUCAUCACGCGCACUGCAGUCAUCAUGAUUUUGGACAGAGCGGACGAUGCCAGUGCGUCCGGUUUGUAACGGCUGCCGCCUCGUUUCCAGGUUCCACUGAGGUUCGCCAGACUUUUCGGAGAAGGAGAUUAUUAUUAUUUGUUGUCGUCGUCCAUCGGAGCCCGCAGAGCGACUCAACACGCUGGAUUGGAGGACAGUUCCGAGGAGCGACAGCCGGCGUUAACCACGACGAGACGCGAGAGCAACUUUAAAACUGUAGCGCACAAGUUAAGUGUGGAAUAUAAGAAUAGAUGAUUCUCACAGGGCAGAAGACGAAACCCACCUAGGCCUGCAAGAUGUUCAAAAGGGGCUGUGGGCUGGAGUUCCUGCUGGUGCUCUGCGGGCUCGAGUUCUCCUGGUCCUGCCCUCGUCACUGUAUCUGCUACACGGCUCCCAGCACCGUCACCUGCCAGGCGCACAACUUCAUGUCGGUGCCGGAGGGGAUCCCCCCCGACAGCGAGCGCAUCUUCCUGCAGAACAACAAGAUCCACCGCCUACUCCGGGGCCACUUCAGCGCCAACACGGUGACCCUGUGGAUCUACUCCAACAACAUCACGUACAUCGAGCCCUCCACCUUCCACGGCUUCGCUCUGCUGGAGGAGCUGGAUCUGGGGGACAACCGCCACCUGCGCUCCUUGGCCGAAGACACCUUUCACGGACUGACGCGACUCAACGCGUUACACUUAUACCGCUGUGGACUCAGUUCCCUUCCUAAUAACAUCUUCCAAGGCCUCAGAAACCUACAGUAUCUCUACUUGCAGGACAAUCAUCUGAAGUUCUUGCAGGAUGACACGUUUAUGGACCUCCACAACCUGAGCCACCUGUUCCUGCACGGGAACCGCCUGUGGAGUCUAAACCAAAACACCUUCAGAGGCCUAAGAGCCUUGGAUCGACUGCUGUUGCACCAGAACCAAAUCGAGUGGGUCGACCCCCUGGCCUUCCACGACCUGAAACGCCUCACCACCCUCUACUUGUUCAACAACACACUGGUCCAGCUGUCCGGACAGUGCCUGGACAUGCUGCCCGCCCUGGAAUACCUGCGUCUCAACGACAACCCGUGGUCCUGUGACUGCAAGGCCCUGUCGCUAUGGGAAUGGUUGAAACGCUUCCGAGGGUCCACGUCCGCCGUGCUUUGCGUGACGCCAGCCGACGUGAUUGGGAAAGAAAUGAAGGACCUGCGCAAGAAGGACUUCCCCAACUGUUCGCCAACGGCUCCGAGUUCCGAGUCCAGAGCUCAGACUAACAAUUUGUCUGGCACGGUGAAUCCGUCCAUGAACCGCGGUGUGGCGGUGGGCUCUGGAGGGCAGAACCACGUGGUGCACACGUCGAGGCCGGGCCGCCCUCGAAACUGCACGAAGCCCCGCGAUAGGGCGAGCAAGGGGAAGGGUGACAAUGAGGCGUACCACUCCAAGGAGGUCAUGGCAGACAAGGAGGACUCCUCCCCGGAUUUCACAGACGGGGGGAAACAUGACCACACAUCCCCAGAUGGCACCGUCACGCGGAGGAAGCACAAGUGCACUCCCCGGACCACUGUUCGCCCCCCUAGCGGGGUCCAGCAAGCCAACAACAGGGCGACCUUAUCCCAGCCCUUACUACACGUCUACGCCAUCUUUGUGGCCUUGAUAACAACCGAUAUUGACUACAUCCUUCGUUGACCCUCGGAGGGUUCGGCAAACGCUAAUCACACACAAACACAGCCCUCGGACCCUCUUUUGCUCCUGCACUACAAGGCCUGUGUGUCUUUUAUGUAUGUGUGUGAGCGUGUGUGUGUGAGUGGGUUUGAUUAUAUGUGUAAACGUUGUGUACGGAGCUUUACUGUUCAGACUUUUACUGUUCAACAGGCAUCAAAAGCAUCAAACAUCUACGGCAACAAACGACUAGCAGUACAAACUUCGGAGGGACUGGGAAUGAUGAUUGGAGGAUUGAGACCUAGCUUGCACUGCCACUUAAGCCAGUACGGCUUCAUCUUUAUGUAACUUGGUAUAUUUUCGAUCUAUAUUUUUUUAACUACUGUUUCCACACAACUGGAGCACAGGCAAGCACAUUUUGGUAAGACUAAGAAAUGAGGGUGAAAUCCGUGAGCUAGUGAACUCAGACAGACAGACAGACAGGCGUCCAAGUGCUCCGUUCAGCUUCUUUUAAAUUAAUUUAAUGAAUUUAUUUAAAUUUCUAUUUCAUUUCAAGAAGGUAGCGCGGUGUUUUGCUCUCAUGUUUUCGGACAGAUCUGCUCUUCAUGUUGCUUUGCUAAAGAAGCCAGGUUCUAACAACUGCGUGUACAGUCUGUGUUUCUUUUAGGAUUUGAACGCGGCCUAAUAAGCUUGUAUCCCACAACGUGCUGUUCUUACCACAGGAUGGAACUUUAUAGCCACACGUUUUAAGGCCAUAAACACAGCAACCAGUCGGCCCAUACGUCGCGUGAAGCCGUAACCAAUUGUAACAGCAGCCUCCUUCACAAUGCUGGCUUUCUUCAGGUAUUGCACCAAACCCUCGGCCUGUUUCAUUCCAUUCCAUGUUGGUAUUACAUCAAAGUACACAAUCUGCUUCAUUUACGCCCCCCCCCCUCUCCUUCUGUGCAACGAAAUAUUAAGCUGCUAAUUGUUUUGGGAUAACAAGGACUGCCAUGCGCUUCAUUGAUUUGCUUAGGAACCAGUGUGUGUCUCUGGGAGAUCAAGCUGUGAAUAUUGAAGUGUUUGUCUAUAUCUUGUGUCAGAUGUUGUUCUUUUUUCUUUCCCGUUUCUAUUUUUUUUUUCCAAGACACAAAACGGACCUACAGACAGAGCCCCUGCAGGGGCCGCGGGAGCCUUAGAGGUCAAGGGUCAAAUGGGGCUUUCUCAGAUUCUCGAUGAGGUCGCGCCGAACGCACCCCUCGGCGGUGAAGGUGUACCUCUCUCAUGGAGAACAUGAGGAACGCCUUUCCUGUUUGUUUUUUUUUGAUAACGACUUCAAAAUCAAACGAGUACAAGACUCGAGAGAAAAAAAAACAGUGUGUGUACCUAAAGUGACUUGUGAUGAUUAAAAAGAUUUCACAAAACAUGGAAGAGCAACAACAGGGAUCACACAGAGAGAAAAAUGCCUCUUAAUUAACUGACGUGAUUGUCAAGGAAUGUGGGAAUCUCAGACUGAGACAACAGCUUCUGAAGUAUCAUGGGGGGGAGAUGCCGCACAACGUGGACAAUUACUGGACAUCUCGCUGUGCUUCUGGAGCUUUUGUGCCUCCUUUAAAUCUACUGAUAAGAUGGUGUUGUAUCAAUGAUGUGACAUGUACCAGUGACAAUGGCGACAAGAGGACGUCCUGCAGUGCUCAUAUUAAUCAUUUACUGUAUUACUAUGAGAAAAACAGUAUCAGUAACAUUGAUGAUGAUAACAGGGUUUCGCACUCCUCCUGUCCAGGGGGAGUCUUUCAAGUUUUGAUUUUCUGGUGGUUUUGUUUAUUUACAUAUUUUUCACGUUAUAUUUUUAGAACCUCUUAUUUGCUGCAUCCUUCCUCCAACCCCCCCCCCCCCCCCCCCCCCCCCCCAACCCUCCUUCUUCUCUCGUUCUACCUGUACUUUUCUUCAUCUUUUUGUUAUUCUGCAGUUGUUCAGUAAGUUAUCAUCAGAGAACAACCGUAUAAAAAUGUUUAUAAAGAUAUUAAAAUCUAUAUCUUCUUAUGUCUAC
Molecule: messenger RNA, 4121 nt
Organism: Betta splendens (Siamese fighting fish)
Lineage: Eukaryota; Metazoa; Chordata; Actinopteri; Anabantiformes; Osphronemidae
Gene: rtn4rl1b
Product: reticulon 4 receptor-like 1b
Exons: 3
Coding region: 761-2119 (452 amino acids)
Cellular component (GO): plasma membrane
Molecular function (GO): protein binding
Source: RefSeq, a predicted model, not a curated record